GGGCGGGUCCGGACGUGACGACAGAAGCAGGGGGCGGGGACCCAAGAUGGCGGCUCUGGUCCUGGCGACGGCGCGGCGGCUGCUGCUGCGCGGCUCGGGGUCGUGGCGCCGCUCGCGGCUGAGGUCUGGAGCCCCUGCGCGCAGAGGGUUCAGCAGCGGCAGCGCCUACCCCCGUGUCCCGCUUUCAUCCCCCUUACCCGGUGUGCCUGAGCCUGUGUUUGCUACGGUCGAUGGGCAGGAAAAGUUUGAAACCAAAGUCACCACGCUGGAGAAUGGGCUUCGUGUGGCCUCCCAAAACAAAUUCGGACAAUUUUGCACAGUAGGAGUUCUUAUUAAUUCAGGAUCAAGAUACGAAGCAAAAUACCUUAGUGGAAUUGCUCACUUUUUGGAAAAGUUGGCAUUUUCGUCGACAGAUCGGUUUGACAGUAAAGAUGAAAUUCUGCUGACGUUGGAAAAGCACGGGGGUAUUUGUGACUGCCAGACAUCAAGGGACACCACCAUGUAUGCUGUGUCUGCUGAUUCUAAAGGCCUGGACACAGUGGUUGGCUUGCUGGCUGACGUGGUCCUGCACCCCAGACUCACAGAUGAAGAAAUAGACAUGACGCGAAUGGCUGUCCAGUUUGAGCUGGAGGACCUUAACAUGCGGCCUGACCCGGAACCGCUUCUCACGGAGAUGAUUCACGAGGCUGCUUAUCAGGAAAACACAGUUGGCCUCCACCGUUUCUGCCCCACAGAAAACAUAGGAAAGAUUGAUCGAGAAGUGCUUCAUUCCUACCUGAGAAACUACUACACCCCCGACCGCAUGGUGCUGGCAGGGGUGGGUGUGGAGCAUGAGCACCUGGUGGAAUGUGCCAGAAAGCACCUCCAGGGAACCCGGCCAGCCUGGGGGUGUGCGAAGGAUGUGGACGUGGACAGAUCAGUAGCACAGUACACUGGGGGCAUGGUCAAGCUGGAGAGAGACAUGUCCAACGUCAGCCUGGGCCCCGCCCCGUUCCCCGAGCUCACGCACAUCAUGAUAGGACUGGAGAGCUGUUCCUUCUUGGAGGAGGACUUCAUCCCCUUCGCUGUUCUCAACAUGAUGAUGGGAGGCGGCGGCUCCUUCUCCGCUGGCGGGCCUGGCAAAGGCAUGUUCACCAGGCUCUACCUCAAUGUGCUCAACAGGCACCACUGGAUGUACAAUGCGACCUCGUACCACCACAGUUACGAGGACACGGGCCUCCUGUGCGUGCACGCCAGCGCCGACCCCCGGCAGGUUCGAGAAAUGGUGGAGAUCCUCACGAAGGAAUUUAUUUUAAUGGCUGGAACUGUGGAUGUGGCGGAGCUGGAGCGGGCCAAGACGCAGCUGAUGUCCAUGCUCAUGAUGAACCUCGAGUCCAGGCCUGUGAUCUUCGAGGACGUGGGGAGGCAGGUGCUGGCCACACGCUCCAGGAAGCUGCCGCACGAGCUGUGCGCGCUCAUCCGCAGCGUGAAACCAGAGGACAUCCGGAGAGCUGCCUCGCAGAUGCUCCGCAGGAAGCCCGCGGUGGCCGCCCUGGGCGACCUGAGUGACCUGCCCACCUACGAGCACAUCCAGGCGGCGCUGUCCAGCAGAGACGGGCGCCUGCCCAGGACCUACCGGCUCUUCCGCUAGAGGCCGUUUGAGACGCGGCCCAACUGGGCGGUGGGUGCAGCGUGUGUUUUCGGGUGUGAAUUUAGUGCGGAGAUUGAUAAACGGUGCAAACCACGGGACUCUUCUCUUAAAUUUGAACAUGUUUAAUGUCA
Molecule: messenger RNA, 1761 nt
Organism: Mustela lutreola (European mink)
Lineage: Eukaryota; Metazoa; Chordata; Mammalia; Carnivora; Mustelidae
Gene: PMPCA
Product: peptidase, mitochondrial processing subunit alpha
Exons: 13
Coding region: 47-1630 (527 amino acids)
Cellular component (GO): mitochondrion
Molecular function (GO): metalloendopeptidase activity; metal ion binding
Source: RefSeq, a predicted model, not a curated record